AUGUAUACUAUUUUCUAUGCAUUGAUUAGUUUCGUUACUGCUUUUCGAAUCCCGAUUAACUCGGCAAUUGGAGCGAAUACGACGAAUCAAACGAUCUCACAACGGGACGCUCAACUCGUGCAAUGGGCACAGCUGAAUAAUUGCACUGAUCAAUACAAUGCUUUUGUGGCCCGAGAGCAAAGCGCUACAAAAAAUUUGCAGAGCAAAGUGGUGACGACUUUGGUUGAGAUGCAGCUGGCUUUUCAAAACCUCUUCGCUUUACAGACAAACACUUCGGCUACAACGAAUGAGAUUGUCAGUACAAUCGAGCAAACGCUUUCCGUCAUGUCACCCGAUAAGCGCACAUUGCUCAAUCAGCUCCUUCGAAUCGCCAAUGGAGAUCCGUUAUCACCGGGAAUUAUCAAUCCUGGAAACAAUGGGAAUAAUGGUGGAGUGAUUGAUCCGAUCAACACGGGAGGUCAAAGCGGUGGUCAAAGCGGUGGUGGGAAUCCGAUACAACCUCCCGUCUGGCAACCAAAUGGAAAUUUCGGUGUCAACGUGCUUCAUGUCUCC
This is a messenger RNA of Mesorhabditis belari, 552 nucleotides long. NCBI's taxonomy places the organism in Eukaryota, Metazoa, Nematoda, Chromadorea, Rhabditida, Rhabditidae. The record is from the annotation of a GenBank genome assembly.